This is a messenger RNA of Blepharisma stoltei, 1107 nucleotides long. The record is from the annotation of a GenBank genome assembly. NCBI's taxonomy places the organism in Eukaryota, Ciliophora, Heterotrichea, Heterotrichida, Blepharismidae.
AUGUCCAACAAGCCUUCAAAGCAAGCUGACAUCGAACUCAGUUUUGCCAAAACCGACCAAGGUGAGUUCAAAUUGAUCCCCACAAACGAAAUAAAAGAAGAACUAGACUCUUCCUUUGUCAGCAAAAAACCUCCAAAUUCAGACAAUUAUAUCAAGGCCUUUAUGAUUCUUUUCGCUAUCGGCAUCAAAGUGUGACAGCCCUUGGCUAUUUCAGCCUCUCGCCGAGAAGAUGGGAAAUACAACUAUAACAAAACGACCAUGGUUAUCCUUGUGGAGCUUGCCAAGUUGAUUGUGUGUGGAUCCGCAUUAAUCAUCACUUUGGCUAACACUGAAGGUAUCAGACGACGUGCUCUGACGAAUUUAAAAUUCAGAGAAUCGCUUCACUUUUUAGUCCCUGCAGUCUUUUAUGCAGGCUCAAAUACACUGGUCUACUAUGGGUUGAGCUACAUUGACCCAGCGUUAUUCCAUGUAUUUGGGAAUAUUAGAAUUAUUACUGCAGGAGUGCUUUAUAGGAUCAUUAUGGGCAAAAAACUGUCUGAUAUACAGUGGCUGUCAUUAAUUUUACUUACUUGUGGAGCUGUUCUUGCUACUCCUGGAGUAUCUGAGGCUAGCUUUGAUGGGAGCAAGACGUUUGUGGGUCUCUUAUUUAUCACUUUGAUGUGUCUUUUGAGUACUUCUGCUAGCAUUUAUACAGAAAUGUAUUUCAAAAAGACCAAAGAGCUCAGCAUUUGGUACCAAAACUCAGUUUUAUAUAUUUAUGGAAUCAUAGUGAAUGCCAUCUAUUUAUUUUAUACUGAAGAAAGUGACAACUCACAGCCAGGAGUUUUUGAAGGGUGGGAUAUUUACACAUUUCAAGUGCUUUUCGUGCAGUCAACAAUGGGACUUAGUCUGUCAUUCCUGUUCAAAUUUUUGGAUAAUAUCAUUUAUGUUAUCUCUUUGACAGUUUCUAUGUUUAUCACAGCGUUUUUAAGCUCAAUUCUCUUUGAGUUUGAAUUCAACUUGGCGUUUAUAUGUGCAUUGGUCGUUGUCACAGCAGCGAUUUACCUCUACAAUAGAUCGAAAAUAUUAGAAAAGUAUGAUAUAGAUGAAAAGAACUUUAAUCUUUAG